AUGUCAUCAUACAAGAAUGUAAGUUUAACAGAGAGCGAAAUGAAGAAGGAUUACGGGCAAAUGAGCGAACUUACGGAAGUUGAGUCUACAUUAUUACUACGCAAACACAUUUCUGAAACAGAUUUCGUUCUUGCUCUUGUCACAGAAACUCGGUUUAAGGCGAAUCAUCCGAAAACAACUGAAAUGAUUGAGCUAUUUGAGGUGGGCGAUUUGGAAUAUCGGCGAAAUGCUGAUCGUUUCUCAUUCAGAUCAUCAACUUCGGCACAACCGUUUGUUAUUGAGCUUGUUAUUGCUGUCCUUACCUUUAAGAAGUUUCACGUUCUCUCCGAGCAUACAGACAAAGCUCUUAUUUUUGCGCAUCAGAUAAAGCGUUAUAAUGUAUCAGGUUCUAGUAUUGACGAAAAAGAAUUGAUCCACAAAGAAAAAAGAAAGAACAGUGUUUAUUGUGACAAGAAUGAUUGGUUCGAGCAUUUGAUUAAAGCCCGGCGGAGUAAGGGGUAUGAGAGUCUGAAACUGGGUAAACACGAAAAAGCCGAUAGGGAGACUGUUGGGUUGGAAGAGGAAGCCAUCGCAGAAACCUCCGUGACAGCAGAACGAUUGCAAAUUCGAUAUACAAGAAACUUCACCAAAUCUGAUCUUAAAAAGUUGGAGACAGAGUGCAACUGGUCCAGUUGA
Molecule: messenger RNA, 675 nt
Organism: Paraglomus occultum
Lineage: Eukaryota; Fungi; Glomeromycota; Glomeromycetes; Paraglomerales; Paraglomeraceae
Source: the annotation of a GenBank genome assembly